Molecule: messenger RNA, 343 nt
Organism: Effrenium voratum
Lineage: Eukaryota; Dinophyceae; Suessiales; Symbiodiniaceae
Source: the annotation of a GenBank genome assembly
CUUCCCAGCCUUCAUCUCCGCCUUGGAGAUGCCCACCACCAGCCACAACAAGGACCAUGUGGCAGCCAGGGAUGAGCUAAGCGAAGUGCUUUGGAAGAAAGCCGGGAAGGUCUCAACUGGCCCCGAGGAAGUGGCCAAGAAGCCCCCGAUGAUGAUCGCCGCGGCUUUGCAGAACCUGGAAUGCCAGGUCAAGAUUAUUCUCGAGCAGACCCAGCAGUUGCAGGCGGAGCUGGAAGCGCUGAAAAGCUCCAGCAGCGACGCGCAACUCCAAGCAGACAAGGUGGCGGACCUUCAGGUCAGAGUGACAUGGCUGGAACGCAUGGUCGCCCGCGAGUUUCAGUAG